Molecule: messenger RNA, 2194 nt
Organism: Drosophila kikkawai
Lineage: Eukaryota; Metazoa; Arthropoda; Insecta; Diptera; Drosophilidae
Source: RefSeq, a predicted model, not a curated record
UUCCCGAUUGCCAACUUUUUAAGCGCCAUUUCAGCGGCAUUCGUUCGAAGUAGAAAUUUGUCAGUUUAUAAGUAAUAUUGCAGCAGAAAUGUGUGAAGCUGGCAAUCUAAUUGACUUUGGGCAGGAGCCCGGCAAUGAGGAGCCAUGGUUCGAGGAGUCGAACAGUUUCAAGGGCCCAUACGAUCCCUUCGACUCCAUGGAGAAGGAGGCCUGCGCCAAGGGCAUCGCUUUGAAGGCCCAAAUAACGGAGGUUAUGUCGGUCGCCGAAGCUCAUCCGGAUUUGAGCAGCGAGAGCCCGCCCGUUGGCAUGCGCAAUGAUUCGCCAAACCAAGGAUGCGAAACACCCCUCCAGCGCUGCACCAGCAGCUCGUUCCAAAAGCAGCUGCUAAAGCUGAAUGCCUCGCGAUCGGCGGCCAACCUGCCCAAAUCCAAGAUCUGCCAGAGCGACACACCGUUCGAGAGGACGAUCCUCAACGAAAACCAACAGAUGCUGUCGGCUGAGUCGCCGCUGAAGCUCGUCGAAGACGACGACCUGGCCUCCAGUUUGAAAUUCGAGCGGGAUCUCCAAAUGCUGCGUAUUUCCAGUCUGGACGAUCACAAAAUGAACACAGAAACGGAGGAAAUUCUUCAAACGACCGAAGAACCGCCAAAGGAGGGCGAGGUGUCCCAACUCUUGCAACGGCUAAGGGCGCUCGUCCAUCAAGUGGUUGACAAGAGCAGUUGGCAUUUGUUCGAUGCCAUAAUAGAGCCUAUUGCUGCUCUCAUUGGUCCCAGGGUCAAUCUGAAUCCCAUUCCCAGUGCCAACUCCCCAGAGGCCAAACAACCAGAUAAGCCAGCUGCAUUACCCUACACCCGACAGGGCACAUUCGACCUAGAUCUCCAAGAAAAUUGGACAAAGGGUUCUGGCAGUGCUGCAGUGGGCCAGGAGGAAGCGGCAGGGGCAGAAGUAGCGGUGCCGGGCACCAAAGUCCAGGACUUUCCCGAUGCCAUGACCUGCUCCGCGGCCACGUUUGACGGCGAGCCCCGUAUCCCAGAUCCCGCCGAAUCCCUGUCCAGCCUGAACAGAAAGGAGUUCAUGACCGAGCUAGUAGACGAUACCCUUGCCCUGCAGAUCAAUGAGCUGCUGGAAAGGCAUAAGCUCGGGCAAUCAGUAGUCGGAGAUCACGAACAGCAUGGCAUUGAUCCGCGGCCAGUUAUCCUGCUGGUGAAUCCCACCAACUAUGGCAGACAGGCCAAGACCCAGCCCAGUUGCAUUGUGCAGCCCAACCCAGUGCCGCUGGGUGUUUCCAACGAUGCGGACUCUAUGCGUCGUCGAUCCUCGUCCCUGUCCAUUCACGACAAGCCCAAGAUGCGCAAGGGGAUCACAAAAGCUGAAAGCCAGGAGGAAAACCAACAGAAUGUGCCGCCCAGGGAGGUAAAGAACACAGCCGCUUUGGCAUCGUUCCGCCAGAGACGCAACUCAUUCUCCACCACCAUCAGCAAUCCGCCUACAAAAAUCGGCGAGAGCAGGCGCAUCGUUUUGGAUCGAAUGAAAACGCCGCCCAUAAACGAAUCGGCGGUGGUGGAUACCAAGCCCAGUGGAAACACAAAAGCAAUGAUACCCACUAAGCGUGUGGCUCCAUUUGUAAAGCUACCCGCUGCUGCCGCAUCCAACGAGACUACCUAUCAACAGCCACGUCAAUUGGCAGUGCCACGUAAUGCCAUUGUGCCCGAAACGCCCGUCUCCUUGCGCUCCAAGCCGGCCCCAAAUGUCUUUGCCACCAGCACACCCUUGCCGCAGAUGCGUUCGCAGCAACGCCGUUCCUUAAAGCCAGCAUCCUCGACCAUUUUGGCCAAUGCCUCCUACACGACGCCGAGUUUCCGACGUCCGAGCUGCUCCAAGAAACCGGGCACCGGUUAGAGUGCCACUACCUGGUCCCGUGCAGCAAUGUCGCCUGAAAGUGAAUGUCUGAGGUUUUUCACCUUGAAGAUAAACGCAAGCGGUUAUCUCCACCGACAUGUCCAGUUUUUCAAAAUAAGUUAGAUAAGACCACCAUUACCAUGCCCAGUUAAGUUAGUUAAGUCACUCGGAUUGGGUUAGUCCACUCGAGUCGAGUCCUAUGACGCGUUCCAAGUAUGUUUAAGCUGAAACUAAGUUAAUUGUGAUCAAAGUAGUUUAGGCAUUUCAAUUUCAAAUGUAAUCAACACAUCAGAA